Molecule: messenger RNA, 654 nt
Organism: Bolinopsis microptera
Lineage: Eukaryota; Metazoa; Ctenophora; Tentaculata; Lobata; Bolinopsidae
Product: pinin-like
Exons: 7
Coding region: 1-654 (217 amino acids)
Cellular component (GO): catalytic step 2 spliceosome
Source: RefSeq, a predicted model, not a curated record
AUGUCAGUGGAGAUAAUAGAAGCUCAGGAGCAGCUGCAGCGGGCUAGGGACAACUUGCGCCAUGUUGAGGAGGGGAUUAAGAAAACUGCUACAUCUUCAAAUCUUAGAUUUGGAGAUAAGGAUGCGGGCAGGGGUAGACCUGGCAGGGGCAGACCUGGACGCUUAAUGGGUCGUCUUGGUGGCGUCCAGAGGUUCCGGGCAGAGAACGAUAACAGUGUGGACAGUGAGCCCCCUCUCAAGAAAUCCCUAUCCUCCGUGGCAAGCAGGUUGGGUCCCUUGAACAUCGAGAACAAACCUGACAAUGAUAAUGACGAUGACGCUCCGACUCUGAAAUCGACUGUUACCUUGAGCCAGAUACAAGAUAGAGAUUCUGCUAGUUCUAUUGUAAAUGAUGCAAAAACUCUGAACAGGUCAAAGCGUUUGUUUGGUAGCCUUUUGAUGGGUACCUUGCGUCAGUUCAAACAAGAAAAAGAGAAAACCAAAUCAUCGGAGUCAAAGCAAGCAAAAAUGUGGGACAAGAUAAAUCAGAAGGAAGCGGAGCAGGUAGCCUUGACAGCUGCAGAUAGGAGACGGUUGGAGACGGCCAAGGACGAGGUUAACCAAGAGAUUCGGCUUCUGGAGGAGAAGAUGGAACUUGCAGAGAUGGUGAGUUGA